Molecule: messenger RNA, 1964 nt
Organism: Symbiodinium sp. CCMP2456
Lineage: Eukaryota; Dinophyceae; Suessiales; Symbiodiniaceae
Source: the annotation of a GenBank genome assembly
AUGAUCUACCACUUGCAGCACGCGGACCAGUUGGAGAUUGUCCUUAAUGUAGCCGCUGCAGCUAAGAUUCCGGAUAUUUGCGAAAAGCAUGCCAGAUGCUAUUCAUGCGCGCAUGGGGUUGCCGCAGCAAUUUGCCAUGCGCAGAGCCGUAUUUUCGGUCGCCCAGUAGAGCAACAUGGCAAGCUUGCUAGCGAACUGAUUGAUCGGUGGGGCUGUGAAAGUGCAGAUGUCCGUGGCAUCCUGAACGAUGCUUGUGGCUCAAGGGGUCUGCAUUACGAGGAACUUGAUCUUGUUGAAACAGGCGACAUCGUUCCACGCAGGCAUGUACUUGCAAGCUUUGAGCUGGACGAAGCUUCCUGGCAGGUGUUGGAGGCUUGUUUACGAUACCCUGCAGAGGCUUCAACUGUUCCCUUGAGGGCCUGUGACAUCCAAAGUGACCGUACAGCAACGCAACAGCGAGCUGCUUUUUUCAUAUGUGGACAGGGCUACAGCAAUGGUUUCGACGUGGAGUUCUGGUUUGUCAUGGACCUGUUGGGCCGUAGGAUGAAGGUGGAAAAACACGCCUUGCAGCUUCGGUACUACGAUGUUUUCUUCUACAUCAGUGACCUGUCGGAAGCAGAAAUCUCUUUGUUCAACAGCGCAGCCCGCGUACUUGAUGUCGAGAUCAAGAGAGCUAGCACCUGGAUCAAGGGACUGGAACCCCUGGGUUGGACCGUUAACCGCAAAACUCUUCAAGUGGAGUGGACUGCAUCAUGGGGCCCCAUUGCGGACUACAAUAGCGCAGUGAGUCUUGAUCAGCAAGUUCACCCUGGCCACAUCAUCCAAUGUGUGAACGGGGCAGUGGGCCAACAUCACUUCUUCAGGGGCAAGGGCUAUGGCGGCGGCAUGGGAGAUCAGCUGUACUUCCAGGGACACGCCGCGCCCGGGGCGUACGCCCGGGCUUACCUUGAGGGCCGGUUGGACCUCGAGCAUGUCAUGCACUUCCGUCAGGAGGUUGGAGGGACAGGACUCUCCAGCUACCCUCAUCCCCGGCUCAUGCCGGAUUUUUGGGAGAACCCUACCGUCUCGAUGGGCCUGGGCCCCUUGCAGUCAGUCUGCCAGGCGCGGUACUUCCGCUAUCUCCACCUCAGGGGCUUGUGCGACACCUCGGCGAGCCGCGUCUGGUGUUUCAUCGGCGACGGCGAGAUGGAUGAGCCUGAGACGAUCUACGCCAUCGCGCGGGCUGGCUACGAGAGGCUCAACAACCUCGUGAUGAUCGUGAAUUGCAACUACCAGCGACUCGAUGGCCCUGUCCGCGGCAACUCCAAGGUCAUACAGGAGUUCGAGGGCAUCUUCCGAGGAGCCGGGUUUGACUGCAUCAAGCUGAUCUGGGGCGACGCCUGGAACGACCUGGUAGACAAUGAUCAUGACGGCAAGCUCAUUGAGGUCCUCGAGCGGACGCCCGACGGUGACUGCCAGCGCUAUGCUGCGAAGCAGGACGGAGGCCUUAUCCGCCGGGAGAUCUUCGAGGCCAAUGGGCUAGCAGACCGCGUGGCCCACAUGUCGGAUGAUGAGCUCCUGUCGGCGUUCAUGCUCCCGGGCGGCCACGACCACAAGAAGAUUUACUCGGCCAUGCUGCAGGCUGAGAAGAAUGCAGAGACUGGGGGCCGGCCCACCGUGAUCCUUGCCAAGACGCUGAAAGGCUUCAGUUUGGCGACCUUCCAGGGGCGCAACACGGUCCACCAACAGAAGAGUCUGAAGGUGGAGGAGAUGAUGAGCUUCCGAGAUGUCUUAGAGAUCCCUCUGACGGACGAGCAGAUCAAGAACCCAGAGGGUGGCGAAUUCUUCCGAAAACCGGCAUCGGACUCGCCGGAGUUGCGGUAUGUCAUGGAGAAGAGGGAGAAGUUGGGCGGCUGCCUUCCGAUGCGAACACCUGCCAAGGUGAGUGGCCUCAUUGACUUGCCUCCGGCGGAUCUUUUCACGAU